Messenger RNA from Phlebotomus argentipes, 1271 nucleotides. Its product is annotated as LIM homeobox transcription factor 1-beta. The coding region runs from base 205 to 1257 and encodes 350 amino acids. Gene Ontology annotation, cellular component: nucleus. The transcript is spliced from 6 exons. Gene Ontology annotation, biological process: regulation of transcription by RNA polymerase II; neuron differentiation. Gene Ontology annotation, molecular function: DNA-binding transcription factor activity, RNA polymerase II-specific; RNA polymerase II transcription regulatory region sequence-specific DNA binding. The record is from RefSeq and is a predicted model, not a curated record. NCBI's taxonomy places the organism in Eukaryota, Metazoa, Arthropoda, Insecta, Diptera, Psychodidae.
GGAUCAGGAGAGUGUAUUUUCACGCGUCUGUAACCUUUUUCCCCAACUUUACGUGCAUUUUUUCCCACAACAAGUGAUAUUUCCCGCCUGCGAUGGCUUUAAACAGUCUUAUUGAGAGUUUUCAGUGAAAAAUCAAGUGUUCAAAGCAGAUAAAGUGCAUCUUUAGACAAUCUGCAGGAUUCCUGAAAGAGAUAAUCCUGCACAAUGCUGUCUUACAUUCCCAUGGACGUCAAGUGUCCGGAAGGCGCCAAGAUAAGAGAGGACUCGCCGCUCUGCGGCAUGUGCUGCCGGCCGAUAUGCGAUAGGUACAUCAUGCAAGUUGCAGAGAUGACCUGCCACGAGUCCUGCCUCUGCUGCAGCUCCUGCUCAGGACGUCUCAGAGAUUCAUGCUUCAGCCGAGAUGGGAAGCUCUUCUGUCGCAUCGAUUAUGAGAGAUUGUUCGUGAAGAACAAGUGUUUGGCGUGCGCCGAGAGAAUCUCUUCGGAUGAGUUUGUGAUGCGCACAGAUGCGGAGGAUCUCUUCCACCUGAAAUGUUUCGUGUGCGUGGUGUGCGGCGUGCAGCUGCAGAAGGGUGACCACUAUGUCCUGAAGCAGGGACAGCUCUUCUGCCGGAUCGACUAUGAGAAGGAGGUGGAGAUGCUGCAGUCCAUCUCGGCGGCUGUGUACAAUGAUCCCGAGGACUUCUCCGAGGAUUUUGCCCGCGCUAGUCGAAGGGGACCCAAGCGACCGCGAACCAUCCUUACCACGCAGCAGAGAAGGGCAUUCAAGGCCUGCUUCGACGUGUCCCCGCGACCGUGCAGGAAAACCCGCGAGAGCCUCGCCAAUGACACCGGCCUCAGCCUCCGGAUUGUACAGGUGUGGUUCCAAAAUCAGCGCGCCAAAAUGAAAAAGAUGGAAAAGAAGGAGAAAUGCAAAGGCGAAUCGGCGGACGAGGAAGAGGAUAAGGCAAAGAAAAGUAGUCGGAAGAUUAUGACGCAAAUCAAAGAUGAUCCGCAGAGUGAUAAUGAUUCUCUGACAUCUGGGGCGUCUGCAAUGUCGCCUGGCGAGGAGAAUUUCAUAAAAAUGGAACCUCCAAGGCCCGAUCUAAUGUCAAAUGAUACGGAUCAGAUGAUGAGGGAUCAAGUGGCGAGUUUCCACAGCAUGAUUAACCAGUUCAACAGUGGACACGCAGGCAGCUUUGUUAAUCCCAUCGACCGACUCUAUUCCAUGCAGAAUCUCUACUUCUUCGCCGACGACGAGAAGAUGAUUCGACAAUGAUUGGUUAAUAAAAA